Thermochaetoides thermophila DSM 1495 is the source of this 1524-nucleotide messenger RNA. Its product is annotated as peptidyl-prolyl cis-trans isomerase-like protein. Lineage: Eukaryota; Fungi; Ascomycota; Sordariomycetes; Sordariales; Chaetomiaceae. Gene Ontology annotation, cellular component: nucleus. Gene Ontology annotation, molecular function: RNA binding; peptidyl-prolyl cis-trans isomerase activity. The coding region runs from base 1 to 1524 and encodes 507 amino acids. The record is from RefSeq and is a predicted model, not a curated record. Gene Ontology annotation, biological process: protein peptidyl-prolyl isomerization. The transcript is spliced from 2 exons.
AUGUCUGUACUCCUCGAAACCAGCGCCGGUGACAUCGUCAUCGACCUGUUGGUCGACUACGCGCCUAAACUCUGCGAAAACUUUCUCAAGCUCUGCAAACUAAAAUACUACAACUUCUCCCCAAUCCACUCCAUCCAGCCCAACUACUCCUUCCAAACCGGCGACCCCUUAGGUCCCUUAUCUCCUCACUCCGAUGGCGGCACCUCUGUUUGGGGCUUACUUUCGGGUUCUCCGGCCGACAAAACCUUCCCGGCCUUCUUCCAUCCCAAGCUGAAGCACCGCGAGAGGGGGACGGUUAGCAUGGCUACUGUGCCCGAUCCAAAGGACCCUGAUGUGAGACUCGCGGCGAGUCAGUUUUUGAUUACGUUGGGGGAUAACACCGAGAGUUUGGAUGGGAGAGCGGCUGUGUUUGGGAAGGUUGCUGAGGGGUUUGACACGUUAGAGAAAAUCAAUAAUGCCAUUGUCGAUGAGAAGGGGCAUCCUUUGGUGGAUAUACGAAUCAAACAUACCUUCGUGCUGGACGAUCCGUACCCUGAUCCCGUGGAGCUGGGGUUCAGAGAACCCAGUAAAAGUCCGGAGCCUACAAAAGAGCAGUUAGCAACGGUUCGGAUUGCGGAGGACGAGGAGCUGGUGGACGCCGAAGCGGAUGAGAAGGCGGCGGAGGAGGCGGAGCGGAGGAAGAGGGAGCGUGAGGCGGCCGCGCAGGCGCUCACGCUCGAGAUGAUUGGCGAUCUGCCGUUUGCGGAGGUCAAGCCGCCGGAGAAUGUGCUUUUUGUCUGCAAGCUGAACCCGGUGACGACGGAUGAGGAUCUGGAGUUGAUUUUCAGCCGGUUUGGGAAGAUUUUGAGUUGCGAGGUGAUUCGUGACCGCAAGACGGGGGAUAGUUUGCAGUAUGCGUUUAUCGAGUUUGAGGACAAGAAGAGCUGCGAGGAGGCGUAUUUUAAGAUGGAUGGGGUGUUGAUUGACGAUCGGAGGAUUCAUGUCGAUUUUAGUCAGAGUGUGGCGAGGUUGAGUGAGGUUUGGCGGAGAGAGGAGAAUGAGAAGCGACGGAGGGCGGCUGCUAAGAAGGCUGGGGGUUCUGGCGGGGGGUGGGGGGGUAUUAAGGAACUGGAGAAGUGGCGGAAGUAUAGGAAUGAGGAAGUUGAAGAGGAUGAGGGAAGGGGAUAUAGGAUGGUGCAUGAUGUGGAGGAGUUUAGGAGGAAGGGGGAAAAAGAAAGGAAGGAGAGGAGUAGGAGUAGGAGUAGGAGUCGGAGGGAAAGGUCGAAAGAGAGGAGUCCCCCUCGACGGAGGAGUAGGACGCCGAGAAGGGGGAGUCGGAGUCCAAGAAGGGAUCGGGGACGGGAUCGGGAUAGGUACGGACGGGAUAGAGACAGAGAGCGGGAUCGGGAUAAUAGGAAUCCGGAUAGGGAUAGGGAGAGGGAUAGGAACCAUGACCGUGACCGGGGCUAUCACCGCCGGGACAGGUCAAGAGACAGAGGACGGGAUCGGGAUCGGGAGCGGUACCGGCGUGAUGACAGAAGGUGA